UACCGUAGAUGUGUGUGUAGUUCUUGCACGUGCAGGAGAGAGUUUGCAACAGUCGCCGACGCUGCCGAUGGUAGCAAGCUGGGUACCUGUGUUCCCCAAUUUACUCCGGUUUUUAACCGUAUGCUCUGACUGAAUAUUGUUUUUAAUGAACGCUGUUCUUAAAGACGUACUUCUUAUUUAUCAGUAAUACCUUAUCGCAAAUGGGAGACCAUCGUCGUUAGUAUCGCGGAAAGUGUUCAGUGUUCGCAUACAACCGAAAGUGUUCCUGUAAUGAUCGUCACACGAUAACGUGUGAAAGAAGACAAUCAUGUGUAGCAAUCAAUAUUGGAAUUGUCGGCAGUGCAGCGUGUUUAACGAUAUCGUGGAUCAAGGGUAAACAAAUUACGCAGCCGAUCCGUAAACAGCAUAAGUAGACCAUUUCGAAAUUCAUCAAGAUCCCCGGAUCGAGGUGAUGGUGGGGGAUCGAUGCGUGAGCCGUGGAUCGUUUUCCGAAGCGUAAGAUCGGUGGUCGUUCAAUCGUCGCUGGAGAAGUCAAUGUCGGGAUACACACGGUCGCAGGUAGUCGCCCUCUACUACGCUGGCACGUAAGACUGGUUCGUGCGUGCAUGGACUGGUUCGUAGUAGUCGGGACGCUGCCGAGAGCAGCUGAACUGUGCGUGUGCACGUCGUUCACGGUUUUGUGCGGUGUUCGUAUGUGGGCUGUGCGACAACGAAGAAGCGUCUUACGAAACAACGAAUUCGUGAGGAACUAGUGCCCCGUUCCGGCGCCGAAAGGGAUUCCACGGAUUAGAAACGAGAGGCUGGGCGUGACGCGAGAUGUGACAAAUCUCGGAGGCGGCGACCUUGGCGGGACGGUGAAACACAAGAUGGCGGCGAGUUGAGGAGGCCCGCGGCACCAGCAACGACUCCGCGGAGAUGGGACGCUCGUUUUCGAGGGAAGGUCACGAGCAGGCGCAGUAAGAGGGCGGCAGCAAUGGCUAGGUGGAAAUGGGUCCUGCCGAUCCUCGCGUCCUUGUGGACCCUGAGCGACGCCUACUUGGCAGUGCUGUCUUCCAGCACUCCGGCUGGCACCGUGGUGUUCGAGGCCGGCGUGCCCCAAUUGGGCGGUCGCCGGAAAUACGAGGUCUCGAACGAACGAACCGCCUGGUUCGCCAGGAAGCUCCUCAAGGUACAUCCGCACAACGGUCGCGUCACCUUGGCGCGACCUUUGAGCUGUGACGGACUCCAGUACCCGAGGGUCUUCACGUUCUACGUGGAUUCGACGAGCUCUAGAUUGGGCAGGCCGACGAUCGACUAUUACAGUUUGCCGCUAAGGAUACUGAUCACCGGCUGCGGCGGUGAAAACCGAGAUCUAGCCGCGACCAGAGGGUGGAUGGCGGAGACGCUGGCAUCCUAUGCCAUGCCCAGCGCUGACAGGUUCACCGAAGUCUGCCUACGUACGUCGCAGCUGGUGGCAGCUUUACGGGAUUUCCUGCCUCAGACGGCCUUGAAGGAGUGCGAGACCCGAUGGGGUGGCGUGGCGGACCCCAGAUUCCUGAUCGAGGGUGCGGCAGGUGACCUGGUCUCGGCUUCGGAGCAGUGCCUGGUGGACCCUCUGUGGAAGAUCUCGGUGUCGAUGAACCUUCGUUGCGGCAUGGAGUCGAGGCUGACCGAUGCCGAGCAUCGUUUGAAGAUCGUGUUCCACCAUAGACAGCUGGACGACACGGAUUUGGGUCGGCGGGUGAGGCGCGAGCUGAAGAAUCAGUCGCCCUACUUCGAGCAACCGUUGUACACAGGGGCGGUGGAGGAGGAGAAGGAGCCUGGCGUUUAUGUCACCUCUGUAAGAGCUAGGGACCCUGAAGGAGGAACCGUUAGAUACUCGAUGAGCUCCUUGUUGGACGCCAGGUCGCAGUCGCUGCUGUUCCUCGACCCUGUUACUGGCAGGGUCACGACAAGGGCUAGACUGGACAGGGAGAGCGUGGACGUUCAUUAUUUCCGGGUGCUGGCCAUGGACGACUCGUUUCCACCAAGAACUGGAACCACCACCCUGCAAGUUAACGUGCUGGACGCCAACGACCACGCUCCCAGCUUCGAAUGGCGGGAGUACGACGCGACAGUCAGGGAAAGCGUGCCUGUAGGGUCCACGGUGGUCACCGUGAAGGCAACGGAUCAGGAUGCCGGCAGAAACGCGGAGGUGGAGUACUCUAUUCUGUCCACCACCAGUGGGAACGGUGUUCCAAACGAAGACGACGCUCUGACAUUUCGAAUAGACUCUAGGUCGGGGGUAGUGACCACUCGCACGCCCCUAGAUAGAGAGAAGACCGAGGUCUACACGGUCCUCCUCAGCGUUUCUGACCAGGCCACGCCGCCCUCUGCUAGGAAAACAGCAAACGCGACCUUGGUGGUCCGCGUUUUAGACGACAACGACAAUUACCCUCAAUUCACCGAAAGAACGUACUCCGUGUGGAUACCGGAGGAUCUUGAUUACACUGCCAAUCCUGUGAUAGCUCGCAUAAGAGCCACGGAUGCCGAUGCCGGCAGUAAUGCCGCUGUUAGAUACGCGAUCAUCGGCGGGAACACGCAAAACACUUUUUCCAUCGACUCUAUGAGCGGCGACGUGGCUCUGGUUAAAUCUCUCGACUACGAGUCGACCAGGAGCUAUAAGAUCGUCAUUAGAGCGCAAGAUGGUGGCUCUCCUGCCAGGUCUAAUACAACGCAGCUGUUGGUCCAUGUGAAGGAUGUUAACGAUAAUGCGCCUAGAUUUUAUACCAGUCAUUUUCAAGAGUCCGUGUCGGAGAAUGUGCCUGUCGGGUACUCGAUGCUGAGGAUACAGGCGUACGACGCCGACGAGGGCGCCAAUGCACAGAUAAAGUACACCAUAGGGGCUAGAGACUUUUCUGGUGCCUCGACGGAGAACUUCCCUAUCACCGUGAACAGCGAGAGCGGCUGGAUCUAUACGACGAAGCAGCUCGACCGGGAACAAUGUUCUAGGUACCAGUUCACUGUGAUAGCGGCGGACUCGGGCGAAGUGCCAAAGACAGCGAGCGCCAGUGUGAUCAUCUCGGUGACCGACGUCAAUGACAACGACCCUUACUUCGACCCGAAGAACUACGAAGCUGUCGUGUCAGAGGACGAUCCGCCGGGAACUCCGGUCACGUCCGUUACAGCGACAGAUCCGGACGAGGACGCCAGGAUCCACUACGAGAUCACCGCAGGCAACACUAGAGGUCGUUUUUCGAUAGCAUCUCAGAACGGUCGAGGCUUGAUCACGGUGGCCCAGCCGCUGGAUUACAAACAGGAGAAGAGAUUCGUGCUGACCGUCACAGCCUCCGAUAGCGGAGGAAGAACGGACACGGCCCUGGUUUACGUGAACGUCUCGGACGCCAAUAAUUUCUCGCCUGUUUUCGAGAACGCGCCCUAUUCUGUCUCCGUGUUCGAGGACGCGCCCAUUGGCACGACCGUUUUGGUCGUCAGCGCCACCGAUUCCGACGUGGGAAAGAACGCUCAGGUCACUUACAGCUUGGACACUGAUAGCGGCGUCCAGGGUGCUUCGGAGUUCACUAUCAAUCCUCAAACGGGUGCCAUCACCACCACGAAACCGCUCGAUCGCGAGUUACUUCCAGCUUAUUUGCUGACUGUAACUGCUAGGGACGGGGGUGUGCCGCCCCUCUCCGACACCACCGACGUGGAGAUAUCAGUCACGGACGUGAACGACAACGACCCCGCCUUCGAAGCCCCUCAGUAUCAAGGAUCCAUCCCGGAAGACGUUCUGGUGGGCACCAGCGUCCUCAGGGUUUCCGCCACCGAUGCGGAUACGGAUCUCAAUGGGAGGGUUCGAUACGCUCUGGAAGACGACGGCGACGGAGCUUUUGCCGUGGACUCGACCACCGGUAUAGUUCGCACAGCGAAACCAUUGGACAGAGAAUCCGUCGCGAGGUACACCUUAAAAGCAGUAGCCAUGGAUAGAGGUUCCCCGUCUCUUUCUUCGGUGGUGCCAGUGAUCAUCAAAAUCGAGGACGUGAACGAUUCUCCGCCUGCGUUUGAGAACGAUAAGAUAGUCCUGUACAUCGCUGAGAACUCUCCCAUUGGUUCGACCGUCGGCGAGAUCUACGCCCACGACCCUGACGAAGGUCCGAACGCCGUUGUUCAGUACUCUAUAAUUGGCGGAGAGGACUCGAACAGAUUUGCUCUGAACGUCAGGCCGGGCGCUGAUCGCGCGGAACUUAUCACCCUUGAAGAACUGGACUACGAAUCUUCUAACAAGAAGUUUGAGCUUGUGGUGCGAGCAGCUUCGCCGCCGUUGAGGUCGGACGCCCUGGUCCAAAUCAUGGUGACCGACGUGAACGACAAUGCGCCGGUAUUGAAGGACUUUCAGAUCAUAUUCAACAACUUCAAGGACUUCUUUCCUACCACCCCUAUUGGCAAGAUUCCCGCGGUGGACGCGGACAUCACGGACAAGCUGACCUACACGAUCUUAGCCGGCAACAAUGCGAACCUAAUCGACUUGAAUCGCACCACAGGCGAAAUCAGAUUGUCUCCGCAGCUUAACACGAACGUUCCUCGAGUAGCGACCAUGGAGGUGUCCGUCACGGACGGCAUCAACGAGAUCAAAGCCACAAUGAUGCUUUCCGUGAGACUGAUCACCGACAAAAUGCUUCUGAACUCGAUCACCGUAAGAUUGGACGACAUGACAGCGGAGGCUUUCCUCAGCCCCCUGUUGGGCUACUAUUUGGAUGGUUUAGCAGCGAUUAUUCCUUGCCCUAGAGAGAAUAUAUUCCUGUUUAGUAUCCAGGAGGACGCGAACGUAGACCGGAAGAUCCUGAAUGUAAGCUUCUCCGCUCGCCGGGUGGAGCCAGGCGUCACAGACGAAUUUUAUAGUCCACAGUUCCUUCAGGAACGCGUGUACUUGAACAGAGGCAUCCUGGCGAGGCUGGCCACCGUCACCGUGCUGCCGUUUGACGACAAUCUCUGCGUCAGGGAGCCCUGUUUGAACUUCGAGGAGUGUUUAACUGUCUUGAAGUUCGGCAACGCUUCUGGGUUCGCCAGUAGCGACACCGUGCUCUUCAGACCGAUUUAUCCCGUGACGACGUUCGCGUGCCGGUGUGCUAUGGGCUUCACCGGAAGUAAAGAGUCUUAUCUAUGCGACACGGAAGUUAAUCUUUGCUACUCUAACCCCUGCAUGAACGGCGGGACAUGCUACCGAAAGGAGGGCGGUUACGCUUGUUCCUGUGGCCCUGAAUAUGUGGGCGCCAACUGCGAGAUCUCGCUAGACGGGGACUCCUGCUCGCCUGGGGUAUGUAAAGGUGGCUCCCAGUGCAUCGCUAAGGUCACAGGAGGCUUCACUUGCGAAGGAUGCCCGGUUACAACUUUGGAGAGCGUGACGCCGCUUUGUGAGCUCAAAGCUCGCAGCUUCGGACCUUCCACUUUCCUCACUUUUGCUUCUCUCAGGCAGAGACACAGACUCCACAUCCGUCUCAGGUUCGCCACCGAGGCUCCAAACGGACUCCUCCUUUACAAUGGUCGCUACAACGACAAGCAUGACUUCAUCGCGCUGGAAAUCGUGGACUCUCAAAUCCAGUUCAGUUUCUCACUGGGAGACAACAUCACGAGAGCGGGAGCCAGCAUACCUGGCGGGAUAUCCGACGGCCAGUGGCACGAAGUAGAAGUUUCCUACAUCAAUAAAACCGUGACGCUGUCCUUGGAUAACUGCGACGUCGCUCUGGCACUAGAAUACGGCGAUCGUCUCGGCUCCAAGUGGUCCUGCGCCGGCAGAAACGAGCGGGUGCUCGAGGAGCGCUGCAGCAUUGUUACGGAGACUUGUCACAGAUUCCUAGAUCUCACAGGACCUCUCCAACUUGGCGGUUUGCCCGCCAUUCCAUCCAGUUUCCCUAUCACGAACAAGGACUUCGUCGGCUGCAUCAGCGAACUGUUUAUCGAUCACACGUUCAUUGAUUUGAACUCGUUCGUGGCUGACAAUGGCACCAAUUCAGGCUGCCCCGAGAAAGCUUCGUUCUGUUCUUCUGCACCUUGUAAGAACAACGGCAAGUGCCGGGAGAUCUGGUCGGGCUUCAUCUGUGACUGCGAGGAGAAUUUUGCGGGUCCCACCUGUGCCGACGAGGUGGGCAAACCUUGGAGAUUUCAUGGAGUUGGUAUGCUGAGCUUUAACCCUCUGCUAAGACCCAUCCAACUGCCCUGGCUAACAGCUCUCAGUUUGAGGACCAGAGCCAAGCAGGCUUUUCUGAUGAACGUGCAAAUCGGUCAAAACAGUUCAGUUUUAUUGGAGAUCCGGGAAGAGAAGCUGGUAGCCCUGCUGGAUGGUACAGAUAUCAUUCAAACGUGGAACAACGUGGCGGACGGCGAGUGGCACAGGAUAGAGAUCGUUUGGCAAAGUGGUCAGGUGUCCUUGGACAUCGACUAUCGCAACAGGCCCAUGUCCUCAGCGUUACCUGCUAAAUUGCAGGGACUCUAUGUAGGCAGGAUCUUGGUCGGGGGGCCCGAGCAGUCUAUGAUCACCGAGCUGCCGUUCUACGACGGUUGUCUUCAGGACAUCCGCAUCGGCACUAAUCAGAGCGUUCUGCUGAGGCCGACGGUGCAGGAGAACGUUGCCACUGGCUGCGGUUCCGAAGAGGAGUGUAACCUUGAUUGCCCCGAAGCUUCAAUUUGCGAGGCGAAAUGGAAAGCCAGCGAGUGCGUCUGUGCUGUUGGAAGAGUGGGUCGGGACUGCAAGCGAGUCUGCGACUUGAAACCCUGCAACAAUACUGGCACCUGCAUCGAGGACCACCAUGCUCGCAGGGGGUACAGGUGCGAGUGCAGCUCCUCAGAGUAUUCAGGAGAGUACUGUGAGAUCAAGGCUGAUCAACCCUGUCCUGCAACUUGGUGGGGCUCGCCUGUCUGCGGACCCUGCCGCUGCGACGAGUCGAAAGGCUACGACCCAGCCUGCAACAAAACUACUGGCGAAUGUUACUGCAAGGAAAAUCACUAUCAACCCUCUGGCAAGAAGGAAUGCACCCCCUGCGAUUGUUAUGCUACAGGCAGCUUCGGUCCUCGCUGUGAUACAGAAACAGGCCAAUGCAGAUGUCGAAUUGGGGUCAUUGGGAGAUCCUGCACUGCUUGUCCUAAUCCUUAUGCCGAGGUCACCCUAAGAGGCUGCGAGGUGGUGUACGACGGAUGUCCUAGGUCCUAUGCUGAGGGUCUAUGGUGGCCCAGAACCAAGUUCGGCAUGACUGCGAUAGAAGACUGCCCUGGCAGUGCCGAAGGAAAGACAUCCAGAUCCUGCGAUGAUGCGUUAGGAGGCUGGCAGGAACCGGAUCUUUUCAACUGCACCUCUGAAGCCUUCAUCGAGCAGAGACAUCAGUUGACCGCUCUGGAGACCAAGGAUCUCACGUUGAACACCUACGUGGCCGUCAAGGUCGCCAAAGACGUUCAUCGCGCAGUGAAUGUGACCAAAAAUAUGUAUGGGGCAGAUUUGCUGAUCGCUGAGUCUCUGCUGGUUAUGUUGCUGAGGUAUGAAGAGAGUCUGGUGGGACUGAAUUUGACUCACAGCCAGGAUAAAGAUUACGUUGUCCACCUGGUGGGAAUCACCAGCGGCGUCUUGAUGGCAAAGUAUGUGGAAAAGUGGGACAGAAUCGAGGAACUUAAUGGGGACACGGCUGACAACGUUUUGGAAACCAUGGCGAAGUACCUGAAGACCCUGACUGCUUCGCAGCAUGAUACUUUUACUAAUCCGUUUGAGGUCGUUGACUCCAACGUUGUGCUGGGUCUGGAUGUGGUGACCUCGGAGAGCUUGUUCGGCUAUGAGACAGCCGAGUACAAAGAAGAUCCAUCGGCAUCCACUGCUAGGCCAUCGGAAGCCGAUCAGAAAGUUAUCUUGCCAGACACGUCCGCGUUUUUGUCGUCACCCGCACAUUUUGGUCCUUCUAUCUCAUUUCCAAAGUACAAUAAUUACAUGGCGGACCCGAACAGAUUCGAUCCGUAUUCGAAGAUACGAGUACCACUCAGCGUUCUGGGGAUCAAGCCUUUGGCGCAGGGAGAAUUGAAUGUGAAGAACAGUUUGGUUAAUCGGAAGGCUGUGCUCAGUUAUGUGCAAUAUAAACAAUUAGGCGCCCUUUUGCCCCAAAGAUUCGACGACUCAGUGGCUGUAAGAUGGGGUGUCGAAGUAGCUGUUGGCUCGCCGGUUAUAACAGUAUCCGUGUUAGUUCCCACCGACGACGGCUAUGAAUCCGUGACCGGUAUACCUCUGCAGACACCGGUGCAGAUCAGUCUGUGGCUCAGCGAGAAGGACGAUUUUAAGACUAGAACUAAUCCACAGUGCGUGCACUGGAGCACAGCGAGAGGGGCCGGUGAAUGGAGCCGACUGGGCUGUACAACGGAAGUGGAGGACGACUCCCUCUCCUUUGGCACGAUCGUGAACUGCUCCUGCCUGCAAUUAUCCACUUUCGCGAUACUAACCGACGUCCUCGACCUGGAAUACGUUCCUGAGCCAUCCCUGUUGGAGGACGUGACCAGUUACAGUGCAUUCAUGCUCGCGUUGCCUUUGUUACUGUCUGCCUUGCUUAUUCUAUCUCUGAUAAGAGGCGGCGGCACUAAUUCGAACAACAUCCACAAGAAUCUAGUGAUGUGCGUGUUCUUCGCCGAGGUACUGUACCUGAUAGCGCUCAAGGCCAGGAGUCCUCUAGUCUCUAACGAGUUCCCGUGCAAACUCACUGCGAUUGGUCUACACUAUGCCUGGUUGAGCACGUUCUCUUGGACUCUAGUAGACUCCAUUCAUUUGUAUCGUAUGCUCACUGAGAUGAGGGAUGUUAACCAUGGGCAGAUGAGGUUUUAUUACACCAUGGGGUAUGGCGCGCCAGCCAUCAUCGUAGGACUGACGAUUGGUGUUAGAGCUGAUCAGUAUGGAAACUUCUACUUCUGCUGGCUAUCAAUUUACGAGACCGUAAUUUGGUCUCUGAUCGGUCCAGUCUGCCUGGCAGUAUUUGUCAACUUCUGUAUCCUCGUCAUGUCCAUAAGGGCGGCUUUCACCCUGAAGGAACACAUCAUGGGCUUCGGGAACUUGAGGACGUUAUUAUGGCUAUCAGUAGCCUCGCUGCCUUUGCUCGGAUCCACGUGGACCCUGACAGUGCUAAACGCGUCCGAAAAUUCUCCGUCUCUGUCUUACCUGCUUAGUAUAGCUGUCGUGGUUCACGCUGCUUUUAGUUUGAUCGGCUACUGUUUCAUUAACGGCAGAGUGCGACGGAACUUAUACUUGAGCUUUUUGAGGUGCAUCGGGAAGAAAACACCUUUGCUCGAGGGAAGCAUGGGAAAUGGAAGUAGCAGCCAGAAUGUGAACGGUCACUCGCGGUCUGCAAUGGCGUAUUCGUCAACGUACAGUGGAGCCGAGUCGGUGUGCAGGAGGGUUCACGUGGGAGUUUCAACGAGUAGUACAACUUCACGAAGUACAAAUAAGACUGGGUCCAGCCCUUACCGUAGCGACACUCAUUUAAGACACACGUCCACGUCCACAAGUAAUUAUAAUAGCGAUAGGGACCCGUACAUGUCGUCCAGGAGUCAUCGGUCGGCACUGCAUGCCAGACAAGAUCCGCCGGAAACGCGAAAUCAACGUCGAGAUUCAGAGUCAGAUUCGGAUGGAUCGCAAGCGGAAGGUGGCGGAGGGAGGAGCUUGGACCUCGCGAGUUCCCACAGCUCCGACGAAGAGGAUGUAACCUCGAGGUCUCACAGGACGAUGGGGGUCUCGACGCAGCAGCCAGUUGCGCACAGUUACCUGCCCAACAUCCACGCGAACCCCGCGGAACACUUGAACAUACUUUGCUCAAACACGGAGCUCUUCCCGAACAUUAAACCCAUUUACGCGCCUAGAUGGAGUUCCCAGUUGCCGGAGGCAUACUUGUCGUCGAACGUGAUCGAUGUACGCGGCAGUCAAUGGUCGGGAGGCACCAUCUCCGACAACGAAAUGGCGUCGAACAAGACCUCCAGCCCGAACCCACUGCCUUACCCUGAAAUAAACUCGCCCCAGAAGAGCCAACCGGACGAGAAUUACUCAGAAGGCGAGGAGAAGCUCCACCACCUUGGCGAGAAGUAUCUGUUCCCCUACACGGCUGAGGAGGACCAUACUGUUUCGCCGACACCGUACAUGCUGCCUAUAGCUUCCCGUAUCCUUGCGUCCAGCAUGAGCCAUCACUCGCAGAACUCGAACCACGAGAACUUGAGCGGCUCCGAGAGAUACGGCAGCCUGAAGCGCGGUCAGAGCCUGCACGGGUCUCAGCACGACAAUCUCAGUGGGUCGGAGAGAUACGGCAGCUUGAAACGGGGAAAGAUCGCUCCGUCAAUGUUGGAAGAUGCGCCAGAAUAUAUUCUACCCAUGAGCGGUAGAAUAUUGUCCAGCUCGCUGACCCAUGAUCUACAGCACAGCAACGAACUCGCUGCGCUCAGACAGCAGCAGCAACAGCAAUAUGAGCAAACAAUCACUGAGACCGACGAAGAGGAAGGAUACUAAUGCGGAAACGUCCGUGUGACGGGGCUCCGUGCUACAAACACCGUACAAAGUAAUAUAACGUACUAUUAGCGUAAAAUUGAAAUUAGGAUAUAUAUAUAUAAAUAUAUAUAUAAAUAAUUCUUGGAGCCGUUAACACUCUCCAAGAUAUAUUUUAAGAGCGGCCAUGACUGUACUUACGAAAUUAGCCAUAUCGAUUAGGAUGUAUGUGUGAGUGCCUGUUCGUAUCUAUAUACAUACGCUUGUCGAUAUUUCGUUUCGUGUGAUCUUAAGCUCCGAAUUUCGGAGCACCGACUCUUCCGCGAAAACUCGGAAGAUUACUGAUGAUCUCUAGUUCAUUUUCAUUACUCGUUGUAAUUAAUUUCGCUCAUUUACUCUCUCUCUCUCUCUCUCUCUCUCUCUCCUCUCUCCCUCCCUCACAUCCCUUCCUCUCUCUUUCUAGUACCUUAGUCUCUUGACUCAGUAUUGUGCAAUGUAUACAUUCCACUUCCAUUUUACAUUUUAGAUUCUAUUAUCUCCAUUCUUUCCUUCUAUUUUUUUUUAUACGAAGAAAACGACUUUUUUACGAUGUUUUUAUACAUGCCAUGGAAGAAGCGUACAAUCGUGCGGCGCAAUUUUCAUAGUUUUGUAUAUAUUUAUACGAAAAGAAUGUGACAAAAUACAUAAUUUAUAUAUAUCCUUCCAUUCGGUCGCGAUUCCAUACUGUUCCCGGUUGUUCGACGUGUGAGUGGUGGGAGAUGCUGCGGAGAUCAUUUCUCGGUCACCAGGUCGGUCUCGUUGAUAAAAAUUACCUUUAUUCUCAUCGAAAAUAUAAAUAAAUUACAAAAUAUAUAUAGUUAGGUUAAGGUUCGGAAGAUCGUCGUCUUUAACGUAAAAUCAGUGUACUAUUCGCGUGAACGUCGAGACUACUUAACGGGUGUUUCCGGUUUAAUUGACUGGAACCAUCCGCGAAUAUCAAACCACGUUUCCGUCCGAACGUCGCUGGUCUAAGACAGGCAAAAUAGAAGAUCGCUUUGAAGCCGAUGGCAAGCCAGCAGAAUAUUGAGAUUCGUGUAAAGUCGGUGAACUAUGAGUAAUGUACAAUGAAAUAAUUUGAGAACCUCGAAAUUAGCUUCUCUCCGUUAAACACUAUAAAUAGCUCUGGGUAGUCUUAACCAUUUGUAAAAAAACACAGAUCCCUUGCAUGUUCCGAUCUGCUACGUUAAGAAAUUUGGUAGAUCGGCUCCGCAGGAACAGUUGUCUCAGAAUUGCUAUCGAAUCGUUUUAAAAAACAGUUUAUCUUGUGGAAACGUGGCCCUCAGGGUCGUCGUCGGCGUGUCUCAAUACUCAAUACCGAUUCUCUACCAAGGUACAUUUAUACUCAGAUGAGUGUGAUCCAUGUCGAAUUACAUGCUUUCAAGAGA
Messenger RNA from Megalopta genalis, 11868 nucleotides. NCBI's taxonomy places the organism in Eukaryota, Metazoa, Arthropoda, Insecta, Hymenoptera, Halictidae. The record is from RefSeq and is a predicted model, not a curated record.